AAGAUUCAUCUGAUCUUCUUGUCCGUAAAAAACGUUUAAUAGACCAAACUCCGCAUGGGAAUAAACCGGUGACACUCAAAGAAGUUAAUUACAUUCUCACUGUUUUCGCAAGACUGCUGGCAUAGUACACGAGCGAGUUUUGGCUGGUUCCUCUUCAAGAUAUCAUGGAACAUCUCACAGGAUAUUAAGCAAAAUAUUUCAUCCACAUUUUAAUCCAAAGGCUAUUUCGAUCGAUAUUGUUCUGCUUGUCAUUUAUCCUCCUAUCGACAUGGUUUUUUCAUAUAAUAGACCUAUUGGACUCUACGAAAGUACAAAAGUACCACCAAAUUCUAUUGGUACUUUCAGUGGUUGGGGAUGUACACGAGUAAUUGGACGCAGAAAGGAAUUUCCCAACGAAUUACGUUCAAUAAAUGUGCCUAUUAUCAACGAAGAAGAUUGUCAACGGCUCUAUAAUGACUUUGCAACAAUCACAAACGAAAAUAUUUGCACGCUUGAUGAAGACGGGAAACAAAGCAGUUGCUUUGGAGAUUCUGGCGCGCCUUUAGUCGUCAGUGGUUAUUUAAUUGGUGUAAUGUCUUGGAAAAAAGAAGGAAAAUUGAAUCCGGAUGUUUUUGUCAACGUGGCUCAUCCCAAUGUCAGACCCUGGAUCCUCUCAUUCCUUGCGAAAUUUAAAACAUAA
This is a messenger RNA of Belonocnema kinseyi, 679 nucleotides long. Its product is annotated as trypsin-2-like. The transcript has 3 exons. Gene Ontology annotation, molecular function: serine-type endopeptidase activity. Gene Ontology annotation, biological process: proteolysis. Lineage: Eukaryota; Metazoa; Arthropoda; Insecta; Hymenoptera; Cynipidae. The coding region runs from base 269 to 679 and encodes 136 amino acids. The record is from RefSeq and is a predicted model, not a curated record.